This is a messenger RNA of Sesamum indicum (sesame), 1404 nucleotides long. Its product is annotated as multiple organellar RNA editing factor 7, mitochondrial. The record is from RefSeq and is a predicted model, not a curated record. Gene Ontology annotation, cellular component: mitochondrion. NCBI's taxonomy places the organism in Eukaryota, Viridiplantae, Streptophyta, Magnoliopsida, Lamiales, Pedaliaceae. Gene Ontology annotation, biological process: cytidine to uridine editing; mitochondrial mRNA modification.
AGAGUUAGAUGAAUAUCAAAUUGGUUUUAUAGUUGAUAAAUAUUUUAGAGCGAGAGAGAUGGAAAAUAGGGUUACAGGAGUCUCGAAUCCGGCUGCUGUACUCAAUCAACCUUUGAAUUUGGAGAACUCAAUUUUAAUCUUCCUUAAACAAAGAAUUUUAACUGUUUACUGUGACCUCCGAUGAUUGGAGACAAAUCAUGAUGCGCAAAGUACUUCUCUCAACGGCAUCCUUCAGCCUCCCAAUUUGUCGCCACCGCUUCCGUUUCUUCUCAGACGAGACGGUGAGCUGGAGCUCGCCCCCUGGAACCCGAAUCUCCGUGUUGCCGCGAGUCCACUCAUUGGUUGACGGCUGUGACUACAAGCACUGGCUAGUGGUCAUGCACCCACCUGAAAAUUAUCCUCUGAGGGAAGAAAUCAUUCAGCAGUACAUCGCGACUCUGGCUACGGCUCUGGGAAGUGAGAAGGCAGCAAAGGAAUCCAUAUAUUCUGUUUCAACCAAGUAUUACUAUGCAUUCAGCUGUAAACUCACUGAAAAUUUGACUCACAGGAUCAGAUCCCUUCCCCGUGUAAAAUGGGUUUUGCCGGAUUCUUACUUGUGUCCUCAAGAAACUGGCUAUGGAGGAGAACCAUAUAUUGCAGGGAACGUCUUUCCUUAUGAAGAGAAGUAUCAUGCUGAGUGGUUGCAGUCUGACUGUGGCGAGGACCAUAUGGGAAGAACCUGUUCAAGGAAGCCUAGAAGGAAAAGAAGACGUUCAAGAAAUUCUCAUGAAACAAGUGAUUGAACUAAUGGCCAUAUGGUGUUAAAAAUUUCAGGAAAGGGUUAUCAGCUAAUUUUAAUAUUUCCGAUCUCAAAUGGAGUGGUUUGCAGAUGUGCCUGUCUCUUAAUGCGCGGAAGAACUCAGGUCAACCUAUGUGUGAUCGGUUACAGGUGUAGCCUCUAACGGCUGAGACACGGCUACUGCCCCAGCAAUGGCUGAGAAUAAAUGAGUUUUGCUGAAGAUCUCGUUCUUGGACCGUUUUCUCUUUACGUUCCUCCUCAAAAGCACUCUUAUGAAAUGAAAUGAUCAUAUACUUGUCCUUUUACAGUGUCGAAUUCUUGUAGCACUGCUUUGGGAGCAUUUUGGUUAAGCUCAAGUUUUUGGUUAACUUGGUCAAGAUUUUGUAUGCUUAAACUUGCUGCUGAUACACUCAUCUCUGCUUCUGAUGUUUUUGGUGCAUAAUUGAGAUUAAAUGUUUGGUUCUAUUAAGACACUUUCUGCCCCACUCCAAUUCAGCAACCAAAUUACUUUCUAUAACAGUAUGCCCCUGCCUCAAAUUCAUUCGAUGCUUGCCCACAUCUUUCGUCCAUAUUCAGUCUCUGCCAGCUCCCCUUCUCCCCUCUCCCGUCGGCCGUCCUCGCCUCCC